ACCAAAGAAAUCUUUAGAGCAGAGGAGAAAAUGGCGCCUGGAUGGUCUGUGAUGGCGCCCGAGUCCCACCUGUUUCAGAGCUUGAAUGGCCUUCAACAGCUAGCCGAGACGCGUCGCUUCAAGGCAUGGUUUUUGGAUCAAUUUGGAGUUCUGCAUGAUGGAAAACAGCCUUAUCCUGGAGCUGUUGUAGCGUUGGAAAAGUUGGCAGAAUGUGGUACUAAGAUGGUUAUUAUAAGUAAUUCUUCAAGACGAUCAUCGACGACAAUGGAAAAAUUGAAGAGCCUUGGAUUUGACCCCAGUCUAUUUGUUGGAGCCAUUACAAGUGGAGAACUUACUCAUCGGUACCUGCACAGGAGGGAUGAUGCGUGGUUUGCUGCUCUUGGUAGAUCUUGCAUUCACAUGACUUGGAGUUCCCGUGGAGCCAUAUCACUUGAGGGUCUGGGACUAAGAGUUGUGGACAAUGUUGAAGAAGCUGAGUUUAUAUUGGCCCAUGGUACUGAAGCUUUGGGUCAUCCUUCCGGUGAUCCACUUCCAAUGACACUCGAGGAACUCGAGAAAAUAUUGGAGCAGUGUGCAGCCAAAAAGAUUCCCAUGGUGGUAGCCAACCCAGAUUAUGUGACUGUUGAGGCUAGAGAUCUGCGUGUAAUGCCUGGUACACUUGCAUCCAAAUAUGAAAAGCUCGGUGGUGAAGUGAAAUGGAUGGGCAAACCUGAUAAGAUUAUCUACCAAGCAGCAAUGUCUAUGGUUGGAGUGGAUGCCUCUGAUUCCAUUGCUGUUGGCGAUUCACUCCACCAUGACAUCAAGGGUGCAAAUGCAGCUGGAAUCCAAUCAGUCUUCAUAACUGGUGGCAUUCAUGCAACCGAACUUGGUCUUGGUAAUUUUGACGAAAUUGCUGAUUUAAAUUCUGUCAAAGCUCUAGCUUCAAAAUAUGAUGCGUAUCCGUCUUAUGUACUGCCUUCAUUCACGUGGUAGAGUGAGUUCCUUUCCUCUCUAUCUAUCUAUGCUUACUUUUAUGCAUUUCCUUUACCAUUCGAAGAUCUGGAGUAUUCUAGCGUCUCGUCGACUCAUUGAUAUUGUUCGAUAUCAACCUUUUCUUGUGAAAUAUAUUUGUUGCCGUGAAAAUGAAAUUUGAGAGGAAAUAGAAAGACAUAUUCUGCUUCA
Messenger RNA from Cucurbita pepo subsp. pepo (vegetable marrow), 1161 nucleotides. Its product is annotated as Haloacid dehalogenase-like hydrolase (HAD) superfamily protein. Lineage: Eukaryota; Viridiplantae; Streptophyta; Magnoliopsida; Cucurbitales; Cucurbitaceae. The record is from RefSeq and is a predicted model, not a curated record. Gene Ontology annotation, molecular function: phosphatase activity. Gene Ontology annotation, cellular component: chloroplast; cytoplasm.